Messenger RNA from Suillus subalutaceus, 1155 nucleotides. RefSeq lists its product as uncharacterized. The coding region runs from base 1 to 1155 and encodes 384 amino acids. The record is from RefSeq and is a predicted model, not a curated record. NCBI's taxonomy places the organism in Eukaryota, Fungi, Basidiomycota, Agaricomycetes, Boletales, Suillaceae. The transcript is spliced from 6 exons.
AUGUGUUGUCCUCAAGCUCGCCCUCACACUACUGAUCCAACUGCAUUUAACCAGCAACUGUUAUUGUCUGGACCAUCCGAGAUGAAUCAGCCUGCUGGACUAUCGAUGUUGCAACAACAGCUGUUGUCACUCACCCCCGACAGGCAAGGCAAUCUGUCCCUCCUCCUGUACCAGUGUCCGGACCCCUUGCCCCUGCUAUCCAGCCAAACCUGGAAAUUGCAGUGUCUGUGGACAAACCUUGCACGGAGAAUGGAAGGCCUCGAAAAAGAGCUGUCGACACUGAAGCGGCCAAGGAAUGACGGCGAGGAUGACAGCGAUGAUGGUGUGCACCAUGUUUCACAAUUUGCGUUUGAGAUUGGCAAAGAGCAGGAUCAAGACAUAGACGAGGAUGAUGCAGCCGAACCUCCAAAGAUGGCAUUCAACUUCCAAGAUGUGCGCUAUACUCAUGGCAAUCUUGUGGCAUUCGCAAAGUCCAAGUUCAGGUCCUACAAGCGCAAGUACAUUGAAAAGAUUGACGAAGAGAAAGCUGCAAAAUGUCGCCAGUUCAACACCGCUAACAAGCAUCUACGUCGUCAAGAGCAUCUUGCUGAAGAUCGAGAAAAGGCAGUCGAAGAGUACAAAGCCCGGAAUGAAAAAGACCCCACAGAUCUUCUACGACCUGAGUAUAUGUCAGAACAAGCAUCGGAGGUCAAUACAGAUGACGAGGAAAAGAGGAAAGAUAGGCAGAAGAAGCUAUACCAAGCAGCCAAACUGACUGAGCGUGAAGUUCACGCAGGUAUUCCUGUAUGGGAAAUUAUCAGACCGGUGUGGCGAGCAGACGAGGUGACAAAAAUCUUGGAGGAGCUAGAUUCAAUUAGGGACGAACAGCGCAAAGAAUCCAAACGCAAAACGGCACUCACCAGAUGUGUCAAUCUUGGCAACAAAAGCAACACCCCGCCGUCACUUGCUAUCUUUCCUUUCAUGUUGGACGUCAGGUGGCACAAAGAAUACCAGGCUGAAAAUCUAGGUUCGGGACCAGUCGAGAUCUACGAGAACAACCCAGAUAGUUUCGGACAACUUGAUGCUAUGAUCCAACCUGGAGGCAACAGCAAUGAUCGUGGUCAGGUCCCAAACGAUGACAAUCAAAGCGAGAGCAGUAAUAGCAAUGAUGAUUGA